AUGCCAUCAAUUGACUACAGACAUGUACACAAACUCACCCAAGCUUGGUCGCGCAGCCUCUUUCCAGGGCCUGCCUGGGAGCUGAUGGAAGAUAUUGGAUGGUACAAAGAACGAUUGUAUCAACCAGAUGGCACUCACCCUAGGCCACUGACACUCGUUGGCGUCUCUAGUAGUGCCUCCGAUCUUGAAAUAUUGACCACAAUCGAUGGGCGUAAAUAUCUGCCGUCUCCGACUGCUGACGAUGAGAGCGAGAACUGGACACCACCUCCACCUGUUGACUGCUUCUUUGGUCCGCUCGGAGAUCAAACCAUCGUGUCUCUAGGGACAUUCGAAUCUGUUUCCCUAGCGAAGUAUCUCAGCACAUCGACCGCCCAAGUUUUCAAUGUUGGGGGGCCUGCAUGGGGACUUGAUUGGUGCCCAAUGACGGAUGGAUUGUUGAAAGAGAGAAACUAUCAUAGAUAUCUCGCCGUUGCAACUUUCCCCAACAUGAAAUUUUCUCUGUCCCCUUCACCAGACACGGCAUUCUCAAGGCCGGCGUGCCUACAGUUAUGGAGUUACGGUCCACCGGUAGAGGAGGCAUCCGGCCUCGAUGCAAACGUUAAAUGUGAAAUGAUACUCUGUGUUGAUGAUGGACCCUCAUUCGAAAUAAAAUGGUACCCUUUGCCUUCUCAUGAUUCAGCCAACAUUGAAUCAGCAGUUCCAAAACUCGGUAUUCUUGCAGGAGUAUUCACGGAUGGCUCGCUCUCGAUCCACUCCGUUCCUGAUCCCCACCAUUUGAGAAGUAACUUGGGUCAGGAUGUUGAAGAUCCGAUAUAUAUGCAUACCAAGGCAAUUUUCAAGGUUUUCCCCAGUAACUCGGCUUUUGGCUUAUUCAAGCAAUACCUAGGCACCAUUUUGGUAUAUCAUAUCAAAGAGGCACUGCUACACCGGAAACCAGGAGAGACCGAUAUCCCGUACUGUGUCGAGUACGCCCCAUACAUCGGGGGAGUGCUUGUACCCGAGCAUGAUAACCUCCUGAAAUAUUAUGGGCUAUUUCCGCAACUUAUCGGUCAUGGUACAACAACUCUCAUUGCCAAUGGCCCUAUAUGGGACAUUUCGACAUCCGAUUUUCACCCAUACGUUGCUGUUGCCUGUUCGGAUGGCUCUGUAAUGACAAGUUGCCUGAUGAAAAACGUUAGGAAAGCAGGCUCGUCCGCGCAUUCGCAAUCACCGCAGCCGAUUCUCCAAUGGAAAGCCUAUCAAAUGGACUAUAACUCCCACACAAAUCAGUACCGGAUGCUUGAUAAUUUCUUGCCAAUGGUGAAGAUUUGCAAACUCGAAUCGUGGACAUUGCUAUUGACACACCGCACACAGGAAUUGACUGAACGCUCACAGACAACGAAGAACGCAAAGAGGCGUAAAGGUGAAUCCGGUGCAGUGGCUCCUCAGGAAGGGCGCAGUUAUGACGGGUCCGGUGCCUGGCCUGCUGAAGUCGGUGUCCAUCGUGUAGCGUGGCAUUCUGGUGGGGGACUGCAUUCUGCGCCUCUCCUAGCGAGUGCGACGGCCAGUGGUUUAUGCAGGAUCGAAUGGAUGAAGGGCCGAGGCCAGGAGGGGAUAAAUUUGUAUUCCAUGAUUCAGCAUCUGAGAGGUGGGGAGACUGUGGCAGCGAAAACCGUUCUAAGCGAUACAGAAGAUGGCUAG
This is a messenger RNA of Cantharellus anzutake, 1680 nucleotides long. RefSeq lists its product as uncharacterized. The record is from RefSeq and is a predicted model, not a curated record. The transcript is spliced from 10 exons. Gene Ontology annotation, cellular component: transcription factor TFIIIC complex. Bases 1 to 1680 code for a protein of 559 amino acids. Lineage: Eukaryota; Fungi; Basidiomycota; Agaricomycetes; Cantharellales; Hydnaceae. Gene Ontology annotation, biological process: transcription by RNA polymerase III. Gene Ontology annotation, molecular function: protein binding.